Mus caroli (Ryukyu mouse) is the source of this 8627-nucleotide messenger RNA. It is a transcript of the gene Rora, whose product is annotated as RAR related orphan receptor A. The record is from RefSeq and is a predicted model, not a curated record. Gene Ontology annotation, biological process: regulation of transcription by RNA polymerase II; negative regulation of inflammatory response. NCBI's taxonomy places the organism in Eukaryota, Metazoa, Chordata, Mammalia, Rodentia, Muridae. Gene Ontology annotation, molecular function: nuclear receptor activity; RNA polymerase II cis-regulatory region sequence-specific DNA binding; zinc ion binding. Gene Ontology annotation, cellular component: nucleus.
GGGACUUCGGUGCGGGCCCCUGGGAGCGCAGGGGGGCAGCACUGUGUCGAGGUGGGCCGUUCCCGGUCACCUGCCCGCGGGGGCGGAGCGCGGCGCCCAGGCGCACCCGCCUCCCGCCUCUUGCUCCCGCCCCGGGAGGAAGCGGAGGGGCGCGGUGUAAACAGAGCGGCGGCCGUGAUGUCAGCCGGUCACAUGGAGCCUCUUAUGGCUCGGGAUGGCUCUCGGCGGGCGGGCAGCUGCGGCAGCUGCUGCUGUGGCUCGGGCGGCGGCGGCAAGAGGGGGCUCCGGGGUCGGACGGUCGGCUCUCCCUGCGCUCUCCGCACCGCGGCGUAAAGGAUGUAUUUUGUGAUCGCAGCGAUGAAAGCUCAAAUUGAAAUUAUUCCAUGCAAGAUCUGUGGAGACAAAUCGUCAGGAAUCCAUUAUGGUGUCAUUACGUGUGAAGGCUGCAAGGGCUUUUUCAGGAGAAGUCAGCAGAGCAAUGCCACCUACUCCUGUCCUCGUCAGAAGAACUGUUUGAUUGAUCGGACCAGCAGAAACCGCUGCCAGCAUUGUCGGCUGCAGAAAUGCCUGGCCGUGGGGAUGUCUCGAGAUGCUGUCAAGUUUGGUCGGAUGUCCAAGAAGCAGAGAGACAGCUUGUACGCUGAGGUGCAGAAGCACCGGAUGCAGCAGCAGCAGCGAGACCACCAGCAGCAGCCUGGGGAGGCGGAGCCGCUGACGCCCACCUACAACAUCUCAGCCAAUGGGCUGACGGAACUGCAUGAUGACCUCAGCACCUAUAUGGAUGGGCACACCCCCGAGGGCAGCAAGGCCGACUCAGCGGUCAGCAGCUUCUACCUGGACAUCCAGCCCUCCCCAGACCAGUCGGGAUUGGACAUCAAUGGGAUCAAACCCGAACCCAUAUGUGACUACACACCAGCAUCUGGCUUUUUCCCCUACUGCUCCUUCACCAACGGAGAGACUUCCCCAACCGUGUCCAUGGCAGAACUAGAACACCUUGCCCAGAACAUAUCCAAAUCCCACCUGGAAACCUGCCAGUACUUGCGGGAAGAGCUCCAGCAGAUAACGUGGCAGACCUUCCUGCAGGAGGAGAUUGAAAACUACCAGAACAAGCAGAGAGAGGUGAUGUGGCAGCUGUGUGCCAUCAAGAUUACAGAAGCUAUCCAGUACGUGGUGGAGUUUGCCAAACGCAUUGAUGGAUUUAUGGAGCUGUGUCAAAAUGAUCAAAUUGUGCUUCUAAAAGCAGGCUCGCUAGAGGUGGUGUUUAUCAGGAUGUGCCGUGCCUUUGACUCCCAGAACAACACCGUGUACUUUGAUGGGAAGUAUGCUAGCCCCGAUGUCUUCAAAUCCCUAGGUUGUGAAGACUUCAUCAGCUUUGUGUUUGAAUUUGGGAAGAGUUUGUGUUCUAUGCACCUGACCGAAGACGAAAUCGCGUUAUUUUCUGCAUUCGUACUGAUGUCAGCGGAUCGCUCGUGGCUUCAGGAAAAGGUAAAAAUAGAAAAGCUGCAACAGAAAAUUCAGCUAGCCCUUCAGCACGUCCUACAGAAGAACCACCGAGAAGAUGGAAUUCUAACAAAGCUAAUAUGCAAGGUGUCUACGUUAAGAGCCCUAUGUGGACGACAUACGGAAAAGCUAAUGGCAUUUAAAGCAAUAUACCCAGACAUUGUGCGACUCCAUUUUCCUCCAUUAUACAAGGAAUUGUUCACUUCAGAAUUUGAGCCAGCCAUGCAAAUCGAUGGGUAAAUGUCGCACCCGAGCACUUCUAGAACAUCUGGAGUACAAACAUGAAAGUAAGAGAGAAAAUUUUUAAAAAGGAAAUGAAACAAUAACAACGAAGACAAAUUUAACUGAGACACUUUCUAUGGCCCUGCACAGCCCUGGAGCGCCAACAACACUGCACAGACAUCUUGUGGUGAUCGGGGUUCAGGCACAAAGGGGAAACAAUCCAAUCCAAUCACAGCUGAACUUGUUUUGCUCAUGCAUAUGAUUUCCACUAUGCCUACAGAUAUGGACCCUUUUUCUGUCUCAACUUCUAGAGCGGUUGACCUCGGCAUAUGACAGGAGGGUACUACAGUCGGAGGAGUCCCCUUCUCGUAGCUCACUGCCCACAGACUCUUACGGGUAACAGCAGAGUCCAGCGUUAAUCGGUGACCCCGGUGUGUAUGGCGGGAGUUGCAGCGUUACUUUGCACAGCUUGCUUUUCUGUGUCAUGAAGGAAGAUUUUGGUUUCUCUCACCGAUUAUUGCCGGUCAGCAGGAUGGCGUGAAAAGGGGAUCCAUAGCGCUCGCAACAAUAGCAUUAUAAUAUAUUACACAGGGUAAAUGGGCAUGAAGACUAUAUAUAGCUAAAGAGAUAUUGUUUAUAUAUUGUUUUAAUUAAUAUAAAAUGUAGUGACUGGCGUAGCUUUUCCUGUUGAAUUGAUAAGGCACUUUCCGUUUUUGCACCUUUUUGUUUCCUUUAAAUUAAAUGCUAGCGUGUUCACUGUCGCCGUGUCGCAUGUACACCAGAAACACAAGUUUAGCUGAGAAGGCUUGGAAGGUACGUCGGGAGGUAUUUAUGCUGCUGUUUACAAAAACAAAAAAAGAAAAAAAAGAAAAAACAAACAAAAAAAAAACCCAAUUACUUUUAAAAGACUGGCUGGUCAUAUCCAGAAAUCAACAUGUUGAAUUUUUUUUCCCACCUGUAAAUUUGGAAUUAGUAAUGAACUGCUCCUUAAAUCAUACUUUGUUUUGCAUGCAAUUGAGAAUGGGUGUGUUUAUGCUUCAUCCAGAAUUGAAGGAGUGUCUGGUGCUGUGGGCUUAAACCAUGUGUGCAUUUUUUUUUUUAAGUUUUUAAAAUGCUACCUUUGGGAGGCGGAGGAGGAGAGGCUCAUUAAACACAAGUCAGUAGUCACAGAGACAUAGUAUCAUCUCGCGAUUCUGAUGCUUUCAGAACAAAUUAGCAGCUGGGAUAGUUACUGGAUUCUAGCUCUUAUUUAGAAGGACUCAAAGAUUCUAUGUGGAGCAAACAUACUCCCCACAGGAAGCAUUUAUUGACGGUCUUGUGUUCUUGGCAUCGGGAGCCCGAAGAAGUCACCUCAGAGUAAACUGACCCUAGACUAGCUGUCCCAGAUUCUAGACUGCUGUUCUGUGUAUGAGGUAGAUGGUGGAUGAAGAGGGAGGGAGACAGUGUUGAAUUUGGUUCCUGUGUUUAAGAUAUGCCUUCAGAGUGAAGGUGGCGCCAGCUGCAGACAUUUGUGUGUGUAUCCUCACUAGAAAACUGUGGACUGUGAUUUAUUUUAUUAAAUAUAUAGAAGAUAGUUUGGCUUUUGUGUUCAGGUAAGAAGUAUUGAGGUUUUGAUUCAUUUUUUGCAUUUUUUAAAAAAAUAAUCCCCAGUGGAAGGAGAAAGGAGCUUUGUGUUCAUAGGUGUGCAUAUUUUAAGAUCGUGCGUCCUGGGCUUAGAGAGAUGAUGCUUCAGUGGGCAAGAGUGUGGAUUGCUCUAUCAGAGGACCAAAGCCUGGAACCCAGCCAGCAAAGCAGGCAAUUUACAAAAGCUUGUCACUCCAGCCCCAAGAUAUCAGUGUCCCUUUCUGGCCUCUGUGGGCACACACACACACACACACACACACACACACACACAGAGUGAGACACAAACAAAAACAAAUCCUUAAAAAUAAGUUCUCUUUUUUUAGGAGGCAUUUAGGAGAUGACUUUGGUCACAAGAUACUGGUCUGGCAUCAAAGACUAUAUCUAUAGACAAAAAGGGAACAUCUUCUAUGGUGUAAGGGGCACGUUUAUGAAGCCCUAUCUACCCAACUGCCUCCUCUGCCAACAGGGUCCUUCUGGACUCUUUUGCCAGCAUUUCUGCUCCUGCUGAUGUCUAUCUGAUAGGUUCCCAGGGCCAGCUUCCCAGAGCACAUCACAGUUUUUAACUUUACUGACUUUCUGCCUUAUUUACUGAGGGACUUGGAAAGUAGGAAGGAAUUAUUUGUAUAGAAAUGUGUGGGGGAAGCCUAAAUAACAUCUAAUUUUUUUUUCAAAAACAUAGAAAGGGUUUAACCAUAAACAGGGGAGUGAUAUUUAAAUUUCUUAUAAGCAUAGAAAAUUUUAUGUGUUUAUAUGGAGAGGUUAGUGGUCAGCAUAUAGUAUUUAUAUUUGGGCAAGAAGGGGUAAAUCAAAAUUUUAUUUAAACAUAGUUCCUUUAAAGAUGAAUAGUAUUUAUAUUCUAAAGAGAGUACAGUUUUGUAAUUUAUUUGCCCUUUUUUCUUCUGUUGUUUCUCCUAUGUGAGGGAAUGGUGUGAGGUUUUGGUUUGGUUUCUGCUUUUCCUUUGUUUAGUUCUUCAGAUUCACUAAAUUUGGGGAUAGAUUUAGUAAAUAUAUUAGCUUCAUUUUAACCAAAGCUUUCUGCAUAUGACCAGCCUCAGGUGCUAGCGCACUAAAGAGCAACUAAACCCAAUUCCAGUGUCCACGUGUGACUAAGGAGAGCUGGCUGAGCGUCUCUAAGGGUGAGAGAGAGAGAGUGUGUGUGUGUGUGUGUGUGUGUGUGUGUGUGUGUGUGUGUGUGUGUGUGUGAUACUGAACUGCAGAGAAAUUCAUUUUCCCAGGAAGGAUUCUGUGUGUACCUUAUGUAAACCACGGACACAAGGUACUCCGAUCUCAUACUAUGCCACGGGGACAUUGCUUUUACCACACACCAGGAGAUCGCGGUGAGACUUCCAGGUAUUCCUGAAAGAAAAGCAGAAAGCUGGCUUUCAGAGCAAAGUCCUCCGACAUUGUAGCGAUGGAGCUAUAAAGCCAGAUGUGCUCUGAGAAACUGAAAGGACAGCUGGCUAGGAUUUGUACCUAAGUUGAGAGUCACGGUGAGUCCAGCACAGGAUGUAAAACUUUGGCAUUUUUCUUUUCUUCCCGAUUGUGAGAACCACUUGUGUAGUGCCCCUGGGUGGUUGAUGGCACAGGCUUAAUAGUUCAUGUUGUUAAAGUUGCCUGAACUUAAAGGCUCUCCAGUCUCUGGAGACUGAAUCAUAUCAUUGUCAGCUCAGCUGCAAGAGUGCCAUCAGGUAGCUUUCUUUCUACAGAAAGUAAAUGAGGCUUUUAUACAAAGUCUGAAUGUUGUUACUGUGAUCAUGCAAACGAUUCAGGAACAUCAUGAGAAACUGGCCUUGGCCACAAAGAAAUCCAAAGUGCAGUUGAAAGCAACUUUUUGGAUAGACCACAAAAUGUGCUAAGGCUAUGAGUUUGGGUUGGUUUUUUGUUUGUUUUGUUUAAAGCACUCAGUAUUCUGUGUUAAAUCCAUGGACUUUUUUCCCCCAAAGUCUUUAACAUCCUGAUUCACCCUUCCUAACUUAAGGAAAACAUGACAUAAGACACUGCUUCUAAGUUUGGUUGUCCUUUAGCCAGUGGAUACCAGAUCUCUGUGAGUGGAUGGGAGUGGGCUGAGAGUCAGGGGAGGAAGGAGCGUGUUUGCCUGGGUGUGUGGCUUUUGUGUGUAUGAAGUGUGUAUGUGUGUUAGACCGCUUCUAGGCUACUAAGUGUCAAUGGAAAAGAAAAUGUAUUCAAAAUACAUAAAUCAAAACUAGAAGAUGGAAAAAAAAGAUUUAUUCUAUACAAAGCCUUGUCUGGACCACUCUAGAGAGACUUCUAUUUUUUUAAACCCUCUAUAAAUAUUUGAUGGCACUAGAAAUAUUCCUGCAAUAAAAUGUGAUUUGUGUAAAGAAAAAAAAAGAUUUUGUAAUGUGAAACAAAGAAAGAAAGUAAUGUAAUUUUCUAAAAAAAAAAAUACAAACAAACAAACUUUGUAUUAUUUUCUUGAUGGAAUUUGCCUAUCUGUCUUUGGAAAACUUUUUAUUUCAUUGAAUGUGCCAUAGUAGAUGUACGUGCUUUUUGUUUUAGACUAAGGGAUGGCUGUUUGUGUUCCGACAUUCCAAAAUGCAAAGCAACUUAGCAGAAGCCUUGAUGAGGAGGUUUCGGUAGGAUGCAAGCGUCUCUCCUUGUUGCUUUUUUUGCACAAGUCUUUUAAUUCUUACCUAGUGCAAUAUCUGUACAUAGAGCACUUGCGGGUGUACUUUGAUCCCUCAGGGAAAAACACAUAUUUGUACAGUUGUUGGGUUUGUUUUGGUUUUUCUGUUUGUUGUUUGAUUUAUUUUCCUUUUUCGUUUUUUGGCUAUGGAAUGUCGAUCGAAUCACUUGUUAUUGUUGAGAGGCAGCCAGAUAAUCAGCCUAAAGCCACUGUUUCAAACACCGAUUGUUUGAGUCAUGUCUUUCCAGUACUAUUAUUUUAAAAUGAUAUUAAUAAUAAUAAUAAUAAUAAAAAGCUAUUUUCUGACAGUUCUUUGUGCUGACUGGUAGAAAAAAGGGUAAAAAUAAUAAUAAUAAUAGAAAUAAGCACCUUAUGGUUGACUUACUGUGAACGACAAUCCAUCUUGGUAUCAAGGACAGAGCCCUGUCAUCUGGAGUUGGGGCUGAGAGUCAGAAACACUGUGCUCAGGGAACUUCUAAAACUCUUAAAACAGGGUGGCCAGUGGACUGGGACAAAUUGUGGUUUUACUAUUAAAAACAAUGAUGGUAACAGUAUCCCUCCAAAGGCACAAGCGAACUGUAGAGAAGUGUCUGUCUGUCUGUCUGUCUGUGUGAAUUCUUCACCAUCUCAUCUUGUUGAGUUCAAAAUUAUUGUGUUUCAAAACACAUUAACUCCUGAGGCAGUGUGAAUGGAAGAUGAAUCCGGAAGUGACAUCCCAAUCGGGAGCACAGUGCAGCCUAUCUGCACUCUCCCUAAGAAACUAAGAUGCUCCCGUGAAACACACCUUUCAACAAUUUCAGAUUCUCUGUAGUAGGAAUUUAGAUGUUUUUUAAACCAGCAGGAAAACCUAUCAGUGAAGUGGCCCCCAACAGAGUCCUUCAGAACUAGAAAACAAAGGGGUUUUUCACUGUAUUCUCCUCCAGGGGCAAACCACAAUUCCUAUUCCCCAUCCCUAGUUUUUUUGAUUUGGGGGAGGGGAAGUGUUUGUUUGUUUUCCUGGAAAAGUUGCCCUUGAAAGACUAAUUGGUCCCUGCAUGACAGACCCAUAGCUUUAGUUUAAGGGAUCCAUGCUCUGAGCUGCAGUUCAGUUCACAAGGUCCCACGCACCACUUUCCAUAAGGCCAGAGAAGCUUAGAGUAGCUAAUGGUUCUGAGUCCCCUGCCCCAUAACACACACUUGGCAGAAUUACAUAGCUUCUUAUUACAGUAGGAGAGCACAAAGUAUGAGAAGUCUGUCCAUUGGGUGACAGUUGAUACUUCACACGUAUUUGGAGUGUAGGUGACAGAAAUCUCCCUCCCCACCCCUUUUACCUCUCCAUACAUACAUACAUACAUACACAUGCACAUGUGAUAGACAUUCUUACAUACCAUCACAGAACCACUGCUUACUCAUAAAGUUGUGAUGCAGAACCCCACAACAGCAGCCUUUUACUGUGGAUCAGAUAUGUGCCCAAAAAAUGCAGUUGCAACAGUCAAAUACUGGUCAACUGUUGCUCUCUGCCAUGCUGGUCUUCAUUCUAUUCCUGAAACACUAAUGCAUGAAACGCUUCCACCAGCUUUGAUGAUAGCGACCUCCCCACUGCUGUUAAACUAAUGAGAAGGCCAGCUGUCAAUGUCUUCAAAAGCGAUCGUGUGUGUGUGUGUGUGUGUGUGUGUGUGUGUGUGUGUGCAUCUAUGCAUGCUUGUAUGUGAUCAGUUUGUCAGACUCUCAAAAUAUUUUUUUAAAACAAACAGGAAAACUGGCUUCAUAUCAGGAAGCCAUCAGGGAUGGGGACUGAGCAUGCUCGACCAUACCCUCAGAACUUAGAGCAAUAAACACUAUUCAGUCCCUUAUUUACUUGUAAAUGGGUGACAGAAUAUUUGAUCCAAAUAGAAACCACCUUUCCCAGGGUCCAGUGUGGAGAGUGGAGAUGAAUGUUUGGAAGAGAUCCAUGUUCUCUGUUUACAUCCCGUGUGUUCUGUUGCAUUAGCUGUCCUGUGCUUUUUCUUUGGUCUUCUAGAAGCUAAUGACAGACAGCUGGCUGUUAGCUUUAUGGGCUGUGCUUGUCAUUGUUCCCCCCAGAACAACAGGCUUCUCUCCAGUGUUCACGCAUGAUCCCUUUCUCAUUCAUUGUGACUUGUGUGUAGGAGUAACUACAUCUAAGAAGAUGAUAAUCACUGAACACAUUGCAUAUGUAAAUGCAGAUACUUCUUGAGCAAUAUAAUGACUAUGACUUCACAUACAUACAUACACACACACACACACCAUCUGUAUGUACUGUAUACAUCUUCCUGAAUCCCCAAUUCUCUGCUUAAUCAUAAUGGUUUGAAAUCUCAUCUACAACAGUGGUGGAUGUUUUAGACAGUAGGACAUUAGCUGGCUGCUUCUUUAAAUGUACCUGUAUUGUCUGCGUGCUCCUUUUGCGGAGACAAGUUUUUGUAUUGGAUGUUUGGGCCAAUGGGAGGCUUCAAGCUACAACAUAUUUUCCCAGUUUAAAUAUAUUGAACUUAUGACAAACCCCAGACAAGGCUUUUAAUCUGUAAAGAACUGCAGUGUUGGGUGGUUUAUUUACAAACCGUUUUCAAUGUUGUCCAUUUUUAUGGCACCUUUAACAAUAUACUUGUUUCCAAAGUACAAAAAAAAAUAGGUUAAAUAA